AUGUCUGCGCUGGCCAAAAUCCACUUCCGCAGGCCGUCGGACCCUGUCCUGCCCCCGCCCCUGCCGCAGACGACACCGGAGGACCGCGCUCGCGCGCGGUUCUCCCUUGCCGGCAAACGUGCAAUCGUAACCGGCGGCGCAGGCGGCCUGGGGCUCACCAUCUCCACUGCGCUGCUCGAGCACGGGCUGUCCGGCCUCAUCAUCUUCGACCGUGACCUCUCCACUGGAACCGUCGCCGUCUCUUCCCUGCAGUCCUCCUUCCCCAACGCAACGAUAUUAUUCAAGGGCGUGAACGUCGCCGACGAGAUGAUGGUGGAGGAGGCGGUGGAGGCAGCGGGCACGGUGGACGUGCUGCUGUGCUGCGCGGGCAUUGUGGGGGUCGUGGACGCGCUCGAGAUGCCGAUCGAGCAGUGGAAUCGCAUCCUGGAGGUUAAUCUGACGGGGAGCUUCAUCUGCGCGCGCACGGUGGCGAAGCGCAUGAUAGCCACGUCGACCCACGGGUCCAUCAUCCUCACCGCGUCCAUCUCUGCGCACACGACGAACUUCCCGCAGCCGCAGGCCGCGUACAACGUCUCCAAAGCGGGUGUACUGCACCUCGUGCACGGUCUAGCCGCGGAAUGGGCGCGGCACGGCAUACGUGUCAACUCCAUCAGCCCGGGGUACAUGGACACCGUGCUGAACGAGGGCGAGCACCUCGAGGAGCCACGGAGAAUAUGGAAUGAACGGACGCCGAUGGGGCGGAUGGGUAAGCCUGAGGAGGUGUGUGGCGCGGCGGUGCUGCUGGCGAGCGACGCGGGAAGUUUUAUCACCGGGAGCGAUAUUAAGGUUGACGGUGGAUAUACGGUGCUGUGAUGGACAUAGAUGAAUGACUAUGGAGAUUGGCUCCAACCAACCUGAGUGGCUUUCCGGAUGCAUAUGGGAAUGCGAUUCGAUGCAUCGUUCGCGCUACUCUGGAGAAGCUGUGGCGAAUGGAUUCCUCAUACAUUCUCAUGAUGUAGGGUUGUCUGCGAGCCUCACAGAGCUAUGAAAUGGAUAGGAAAGCCUUGACCGGAUAGGCAAUUCUUAUC
Gloeophyllum trabeum ATCC 11539 is the source of this 1067-nucleotide messenger RNA. RefSeq names its product NAD P-binding protein. Gene Ontology annotation, molecular function: oxidoreductase activity, acting on the CH-OH group of donors, NAD or NADP as acceptor. The coding region runs from base 1 to 852 and encodes 283 amino acids. Lineage: Eukaryota; Fungi; Basidiomycota; Agaricomycetes; Gloeophyllales; Gloeophyllaceae. The transcript has 4 exons. The record is from RefSeq and is a predicted model, not a curated record.